Schistosoma guineensis is the source of this 500-nucleotide messenger RNA. Lineage: Eukaryota; Metazoa; Platyhelminthes; Trematoda; Strigeidida; Schistosomatidae. The record is from the annotation of a GenBank genome assembly.
AUGUCAAGACUAUUAUCGCUUAUUCUUCAACCUGUUAGUAUUGCAUUUAUUGUUUUAGGAUUUUUAGUAGAUCGUUGGGGAUGUGGUCGAUUACUCGAUUCUUGUUUACAUUAUUAUAAAACUGCUACAAUCAUGUUAAUGUUAUUCUUAAUUAUUGGUAUGUCAUUUUUAAUUGUUGCAUUUUCACUUGACUUAGCAACAAUUAUCUCUUCAUCAUUAGAUUUAAAUGCAACAUACAAUUCUAUUAAAUUAAUUUUAUUACUUGUUGGUUUAACUGGAAUUUUUUCAGGUAUUUUAAUUUGUGCUAUUAAAAUAGAACGGGAUUAUUCUCAAUUAAUAUGUGUUAUUGGUAUUGUCAUAGCUUGUCAAGUUGCUUUACUUAAUUUAUUUUUAUAUCCUUGUUUUUUCGAGAAGAAACCUAAAGUAAUAGUAGCAGAAGCAGUAGCUAAGUAAAUGAAUAUAUAUAUAUAUAUGUGAAUUAAUACUCUCUGUUAGUUACU